This is a messenger RNA of Synchiropus splendidus (mandarinfish), 1946 nucleotides long. RefSeq names its product solute carrier family 29 member 3 (gene slc29a3). The transcript is spliced from 7 exons. Gene Ontology annotation, biological process: nucleoside transmembrane transport. Lineage: Eukaryota; Metazoa; Chordata; Actinopteri; Syngnathiformes; Callionymidae. Gene Ontology annotation, molecular function: nucleoside transmembrane transporter activity. The record is from RefSeq and is a predicted model, not a curated record. Gene Ontology annotation, cellular component: Golgi apparatus; plasma membrane. Bases 346 to 1749 code for a protein of 467 amino acids.
UGGAGUUGUUGUGAGGUGGGUGUUCGGCAGUGUUGCGUGUUGAUCAGCUGACCAGGCAGCGCUGGUGCGGUGUGGAAUGGAACUGUUUGUCUGUGGAAGACAGAGUUCCGAGUCUCUAGUGACGGCGACCCUCUCACGGAGCCGGUGCUGACACAUGUUCGGACCACCUCAGUGAACUCCUCAGACCCCCCUGCUAUGGCUGCCCGUGUCCUCCUUCCUGCACACAGCGCAUUUCAACUCUCAUUGUAACACUUCCUGCCUCUACUUCUCACUCCUUCCCUCCUGGCCUUCCUCUUUUGUCAUCGCUCCGUUUCUGGCUGACCGUCCCGUCGUCUCUCUGCAAAGAUGGACGAGCCGAUCGUGCCCAGUCUUAACUCCGCUUACAUCCCAGCUGCGCUCGCUAACCAUGCCGUGUCCGACGAAGAGGAGAGCGACGACCAAACUCCCUCUGCCAACCUCCUUCCCAAACAUUCCUCGGUGCCGCUGGCCGUGCGCUACAGCCCGACGGAUUCCUACUGCCUGGUCUACAUCAUCUUCUUCCUGAUGGGCAUCGGGUCGCUGCUGCCAUGGAACUUCUUCAUCACAGCCAAACACUACUGGAUGUACAAGCUCAGCAACCACUCAGAAGGAGGCGCUGAAGAGCAACGAUCUGAGCUCAGCGAUUACUUUGAAAGUUAUUUGGUCAUCGCCUCCACGAUCCCCUCCGUGCUGUCCCUGGUCCUCAACUAUCUCCUGGUGAACAGAUUGUCCUCAAACGUUCGGAUCCUGUCCACCCUGGUGCUGAUCCUGCUGGUGUUCGUGGUGACCACCGUCCUGGUGAAGGUGGACAUGUCCAGCUGCAGGGUAGAGUUCUUCGCCUGCACGCUGGUCAGCGUGGCAGUGGUCAGUGGCGCCUCCAACGUCUUCUGUGGCAGCGUUUUUGGCAUCAGCGGGCAUUUCCCCAUGAGGAUCUCUCAAGCUCUAAUAUCAGGUCAGGCCAUGGGAGGCACGCUGACCGCUGUGGCGUCCAUCAUUGACCUGGCUGCAGCAGAGGACGUGACGGACAGCGCCCUGGCCUACUUCCUGACAGCUGACGUGCUGAUCCUGCUCUGCAUCAUUGCUUACAUGCUGCUGCCCAAACUGGCUUAUUCACGACACUACAUGAUGGCUGCCUCAUCCUCCAGUGCUGCACGAAUGAGUGACCAAGGGUCAGCCGUGCGCUCCAUACCACCUCUGAAGCCCAUCCUGAGGAAGACGUGGGUCCUGGGUUUGAGCGUCUUCUACGUCUUCUGCAUCUCCAUCACGGUUUUCCCCGCCGUGUCCUCCGGGAUCCAGUCGGUGCACAAGGACAGCGGCAGCCUGCUCACCAGCACCUACUUUGUUCCGCUGACCAGCUUCCUGGUGUACAACUUUGCCGACUUCUGCGGUCGACAGGCCACUGCCUGGCUGCAGGUCCCUGGACCCACCAGCAGGGUCCUUCCUGCGCUGGUGCUCUGUCGGACAAUUCUCGUCCCGCUGAUCAUGUUCUGCAACUUCCAGCCUCGGGACCACCUCCACACCGUCUUUUUCCGCCAUGACGCCUUCCCAGUGGUCUUUAACUGCCUCCUGGGCCUCACCAACGGCUACCUCGGUACCCUACCCAUGAUCUACGGGCCCAAAGUGGUCCCGCGAGAGCUGGCCGAGGCCACCGGAGUAGUCAUGUCCUUCUUUCUGACUUUGGGACUCGCGGUCGGAUCCGCCCUCUCGGUUCUCAUCGUCCACUGUAUCUGACUGGUUACCAAGCACUAACCAAGUCGGCAGUGGAACUCUCUCAACCAGUCGGAUCUGUUGGUGUCAUGAGGGAAGUUCGUUUGAACCUAAAUGUUCAUACCUCAAACUGAUGUGUUACGUUAACACUGAUGUUUUCAUUAAUCUUUUACAUGUUUUUGAUACUAAAUAAACGUUUGUAAUCGAUUCGACAGCUUCAA